Eptesicus fuscus (big brown bat) is the source of this 693-nucleotide messenger RNA. RefSeq names its product transmembrane protein 213 (gene TMEM213). NCBI's taxonomy places the organism in Eukaryota, Metazoa, Chordata, Mammalia, Chiroptera, Vespertilionidae. The record is from RefSeq and is a predicted model, not a curated record. The transcript is spliced from 3 exons. The coding region runs from base 68 to 382 and encodes 104 amino acids.
GGCACAUGCCCCCGGCGCUCAGCACACCUCCACUGCGCGGGCGCCCUCAGGAGCCUCUCUCUCCAGCAUGAAGUCUGCGCCCCCAGCUGCCCUGGUCCUCAGCCUGGUCUUCGCCUCCUUCCAAUCGGCUUGCUUGGCAGAAGCAACCAGUGGCAACAAUUCAACCUUGACCAACCACCACCCAGAUCCUGAGACUCUGGAACAGUGCCACAAUGUGGACUUCUGCCCACAAGCAUUCCAGUGUUGCCACGCUGGAGUGGAUGAGUACGGCUGGAUCGCGGCCGCUGUUGGCUGGAGCCUCUGGUUUCUCACCCUCAUCCUGCUCUGUGUGGAUAAAUUGAUGAAGUUAACUCCAGAUGAGCCCAAGGACUUGCAAGCAUGAGAUGCAGAAUCAGAGCCCCAAGAAUGCCAGCCACCACCCAGCUGUGGCUAAUAGCAGGCACGGACUAGUGCCAAUGUGGUUUCUUGUAAAGUCAUUUUCACCUUUAAACUUCAGUUACUUUUUUAAAGGGAAGGAAGACAGAAAGGGGCUCCACAUAAGGGAAUGCCAGUGCGGCUAAUUCCAAGAGGCAGGUGGGCCUCUGAGCUCUCAUAACCUCCUUUCUCCAGAGAGUCUCUAUGGGAUUUCCUUCUGUUUUAACCAUGGCUUUCUUCUGGGCUCCAACGUGGAGCACAAGAAACAUAAGACUUGCU